Papilio polytes (common Mormon) is the source of this 1500-nucleotide messenger RNA. RefSeq lists its product as uncharacterized. The transcript has 7 exons. The record is from RefSeq and is a predicted model, not a curated record. The coding region runs from base 140 to 1219 and encodes 359 amino acids. Lineage: Eukaryota; Metazoa; Arthropoda; Insecta; Lepidoptera; Papilionidae.
UGUCACAUUACCAAAACAAAUCGAAACUGUAUUUUCGAAAAAGAAAUAAUAAAUUCUGACUUAAAAAGUGAUUUUUAAAACAUGCCAACUGAUCGUUAAUUUUCAAAGUAAUAAGUAAAGCUUUAGUUAAAAGAUUAACAUGGCACAUAGAGAAAAGAAACGAGUAUUGGAGAAACGAGCCCGUGAAUUCGUAGUAUUUUUGCGGGACUAUUUUGAACGUGAGCAGCAAAACGGAGGGCCCCUGUUGCCCCUCACCCGUGUCGUCGAGCGAGUUUCUGAUGCAUUAAAGAUCGGUACAAAUACGGUAUGUCGAAUAACCAGAGAAAAAUACGGUAAAAGCGGAAUGGAAGAUAACGAGCUUAAGACUCCAAGUUAUACACCACAUACAAGAAGAAAAAGAAAAACUGACGAAUCAUCAAAAUCAACCAAUAAUGGGAAAAAGGUACCCAAAGAAUGCAAUCUUAGAGUUAACGGUGUUAGCACAAAUAAGAGUAAAACUAAAGUAUACACAACUGAGUCAAAAAUCAGAGUAAAUCUUAAAACAGUUCCAAAUAUAACAAGUUCAAGAGGGAAAUUGCAAAAAACUUGUAUUACGAAAGCAGCACCUAAAUUGACCCCGAAAACAGAUCUGAGCUUUCAGUUGCCAAAAAUCUGCAAUCCUAUGGUCAGUGGGUUCGAAAGAACUGCAAACAAAUCCAUAUCAAGUGUCAAAACAGAGGACCCUAAAAGUCCAUUUGGUAAGACAAGUUCAAAAAGAAAAUGUCAGAACACAAGUCUGUCAUCAAAAUCACCUUUAGAUCCAAUACAUAUUGAAAUACCAUUUUUGAGUCCAGUCAUACAUGGUCUGGAAAGUAUAACAGCAUCAACAAUUAACCCUUAUCAUAAAAAGGAACAUUUGAUUGGUGAAACAAGUACAAAAAGAAAAUGUCGAACAAUGUCUUCGAAAUCACUUUUAGACCCAAUAUAUGAUAUGCCUAAUAUCUUCAGUCCGACAUUAAGUGAUUUUGGCAGCACCACAGAUUCUACUACAACAGGCAUCAAAUCAGGAAAUAAUAAUACUCCAAUACAUACAAGCACAAAAACGAAUCCCGCAAAAGACUAUUCGAUGAAAUUGGAAUUCAAAGAGGAUUUGGAUGAUAAUAUAAUUCUUGUUGUUCAUCCUACAAUUGAUGACCAUCUUCCUAUGAACACUUGGCAGACUAAUAAAACUUUGUAUUAAACCUUGCCAUAAAAGGCACAGAAUUUUUGUGUUGGCAACAUUAAUUACAUAUAUGCAAUUAAUGUUGCCAUACUUAUAUAAAGGUGUAGUUUUUGAAUUGGUGAAAAUUUUGUCUGUAAAAAUAAAAAGUAUUAGUAGGUUAGUAUAUUUCGAAAUGUAUAUAUUACGAAUAAAUCUAAAAUACUGCAUUUAAUUUUUAAUGCCAUUUAUGAGUGUUGCAAUAUUAAAGAUUAAGCCUCACGUGAGCCUGAUUUUCUAUUUUCCCGUUCAGACUAUAAUUU